ACGGGAACUGUCCCGUGUCACGGGACGGCUCACGAGUCACGACUGAGGUCGUCUCUUCCCUGCCUCAGUCAUCGCCCCCCAGGCCCCUCCACCGCACCGCGCUCCUUCCAAUUUCUACCUGCCGCCUCCCAACGCGCCGCUUGCCUGCUGCUCCUUCCCACACCGCCGUGCCGCCGCCCCCUUGUACAUCUCUCCUGCGCCGCUCUCCCUCAACGAAAGACAUCAAUGACGGCAGAACGGUGAUCCAGCGGCGACGGCGACAGGAUGGCCGUGUAGCGAUGCCCAGGAGUCAGGACGUCGCGAACGAUAUCCGUGGUACGCAGUUCCUGUUCUGUGUCUGUAGCGUAUCGAGCAGCGAACUGGUGAAGCGAAUUCUUUUCCGAUCUAGAUCGACCGAGCGGGGGAUUCAACGAUGGCCUGAGCGAAUCUGGAAAUGCUUUCUUAUGAUGGUUAGUAAAGGGAGAACGAAGAUGAGGAACAGAGAGCGGAAAUCAUCUAUUCUCAACUUUGAUGCAGGCUGUGGAUCUCGCUUGUCUUUUAUUGUAUGGGGCUUGCUGGGAUUUUCCCUCAUUGUCUGCUUAUUUUUCAUCAGCCAUCAAGUAGAAACUAGGCAUGGCCGUAUCUAUUCUGGCCACCUGCCUGCCACCAGAGAAUUGGAAGAGAUUGAGGAAGAGCAUUUUCACUUGCCACCUCCUCACAAGGUGAAUCCUCGUGCAGCUAAACGUCGGGGCCCUCGCAAGGCUUCAAAGAUUAUAGACGAAUAUCUAGAUGGGACCUCAGCAAUACAUGGCAUGUUCUUUCCUAGUCAAUCAACUGCUAUGAACCCCCAAAGAGGAGGAAAUGAUAGCAUGUCCUUUCAUCCCGGUAGGGUGUGGCUGGACACUGAUGGAAAUACCAUUCAAGCCCAUGGUGGUGGGAUUCUAUAUGAUCAUAAGACUGCUAAAUAUUAUUGGUACGGAGAAAACAAAGAUGGACCUACCUACCAAAUUCACCCUGAAGGGGCACAACGGGUAGACAUUAUAGGUGUAAGCUGCUACUCCUCAGAAGACCUGUGGUCAUGGACUCAUGAAGGAAUUGUGCUUCCUGGAGAGCGUACUAACAUCACCCAUGACCUUCAUAAAUCAAAGGUGCUUGAGAGACCUAAGGUGAUAUAUAAUGAUCGCACUAAGCAAUAUGUUAUGUGGAUGCACAUCGACGACACUAACUACACCAGAGCAUCUGUCGGUGUGGCUGUCAGCAACUCUCCCACUGGAACUUUCACUUACCUCUACAGCUUUCGACCUCAUGGAUUUGAUAGUAGAGACAUGACAAUUUUCAAAGAUGACGAUGGCAAAGCUUACCUCUUCUACUCUUCUCGUGUCAAUAGUGAGCUUCAUGUCAGUCCGUUGACAGAGGAUUAUCUUAACAUCACAUCAGCAAUGAGGAGAAUAUUAGUAAGAAGAUUCAGGGAAGCUCCGGCGGUCUUCAAGUUCCAAGGAACCUACUAUAUGAUCACCUCACGUUGCUCAGGCUGGGCUCCUAAUAGAGCAUUGGCGCAUGCCACACACUCAAUCAUGGGGCCUUGGGAGACACUGGGAAACCCAUGCGUUGGAGGCAACCAGUUUCUCCGAGUGACAACAUUCUUAUCUCAAAGCACGUUCGUGCUUCCCCUCCCUGGCUUGCCUGGUACAUUCAUCUUCAUGGCAGACAGGUGGAACCCGUCAAACCUGAGAGAUUCCCGGUAUGUUUGGCUACCUCUGUCCAUUGGGGGUUUGGCAGACGAGCCAGUGGACUACAGUUUUGGUUUUCCAUUGUGGCCAAAGGUGUCGAUUUACUGGCAUAGGAAAUGGCGCCUCCCUGAAGGUUGGAGGAAGAGGUAGAAUAUGAUGAGUAUAUGGGUGUUUUGAAAGAACAGUUGAUAUAUGCAAUCACAGCGCAGAUAACAGUGUCAAUAUGUUCAGAAUCUUUCUUGAUUCAUCUAAUCAAUGCUUUCCUUGGGCAUCUCAAA
This is a messenger RNA of Brachypodium distachyon (stiff brome), 1987 nucleotides long. RefSeq lists its product as uncharacterized. The transcript is spliced from 3 exons. The coding region runs from base 279 to 1859 and encodes 526 amino acids. The record is from RefSeq and is a predicted model, not a curated record. Gene Ontology annotation, biological process: carbohydrate metabolic process. Lineage: Eukaryota; Viridiplantae; Streptophyta; Magnoliopsida; Poales; Poaceae. Gene Ontology annotation, molecular function: hydrolase activity, hydrolyzing O-glycosyl compounds.